This is a messenger RNA of Photinus pyralis (common eastern firefly), 876 nucleotides long. RefSeq names its product transmembrane emp24 domain-containing protein bai (gene bai). The transcript has 4 exons. NCBI's taxonomy places the organism in Eukaryota, Metazoa, Arthropoda, Insecta, Coleoptera, Lampyridae. The coding region runs from base 126 to 743 and encodes 205 amino acids. The record is from RefSeq and is a predicted model, not a curated record. Gene Ontology annotation, cellular component: Golgi apparatus; COPII-coated ER to Golgi transport vesicle; endoplasmic reticulum-Golgi intermediate compartment. Gene Ontology annotation, biological process: endoplasmic reticulum to Golgi vesicle-mediated transport; intracellular protein transport; Golgi organization.
ACAUUGGAAAAGUUUGGGCCACCUCAUCGGUCUUGCGGCUUUUCGUAUAUUUUGUAUCAAUUUUAUCAACAUCUUACACGUAAUAAAUUUGUGGUCUUCGAUGUUAUAACUAAAUUAAGAGAAAAAUGGACGUAUUUAAUUCCCUUAGUUUAGUAUUAACAUUUCUAGUGUCUGUUAAUUGUAUUAUGUGGACACAAGAACCAAAUUCACAAAAGUGUCUAAAAGAAGAACUGCAACAGAAUGUGUUAGUUUUGGGGGAAUACGAGGUAUCGGAAGCACCUGGUCAAAAAAUAGAUUACGUGGUUAGAGAUUCGAAAGGACACAUUUUAUCACAGCACGAAGAUAUAUCGAAAGGGAAAUUCUCUUUUUCAACGGAGACUUAUGACAAUUUCGAGAUUUGUUUUAUAUCUCGUGUACCACAAACGCAACGUGGUCUGGCACAGGAAGUUUCCCUUAUCAUAAAACACGGUGUUGAAGCUAAAAACUAUGAAACUAUUGGUGAAGCUGCUAAACUAAAACCGAUCGAAGUAGAAUUAAAAAUUCUAGAAGACUUAUCCGAAGCGAUUGUUAAAGACUUUUCAAUUAUGCGAAAGCGCGAGGAAGAAAUGCGUGAUACAAAUGAGUCGACAAAUAGUAAAGUAUUAUAUUUUUCCAUAUUUUCCAUGGCCUGCCUACUUGGAUUAGCGACGUGGCAAGUUUUGUACCUGAGAAGGUAUUUUAAGGCGAAGAAACUAAUAGAAUAGUGUACUUGAAAUUAUUUUGUUGUUAUCUUUGGUGGUUCCAUUUUUAAUUAUUUAUAUCAGAUAUCAACUUUCGUAAAUCUGGUCAUUUUCUGUUUGUAAUUUUUUACAGAAUUAAAAAAUAUUUAAAAGGCGA